Messenger RNA from Melopsittacus undulatus (budgerigar), 928 nucleotides. Its product is annotated as membrane-spanning 4-domains subfamily A member 12-like. Lineage: Eukaryota; Metazoa; Chordata; Aves; Psittaciformes; Psittaculidae. Gene Ontology annotation, cellular component: membrane. The transcript is spliced from 7 exons. Bases 16 to 633 code for a protein of 205 amino acids. The record is from RefSeq and is a predicted model, not a curated record.
CCCCCCGCUGCCUCCAUGCAGGGGAUGGGGAGCCUGCGGCUGGGCAGCCGCGCAGUGAUGUACACGGCCGAGACCCUUCCCAAGGGCAAGAACCGAGUCAUGGGGACCAUCCAAAUCAUGACCGGCUUCAUGCACAUCGGCUUCGGGAUCGUCCUGACGACGCUCACCAAUGUCUACACCUCUGUGUUCGUCAUCGGAGAGAUCCCCUUCCUGGGCGGCGUGUCCUUCAUCAUCUCGGGCUGUCUCUCCAUCGGGGCAGAGAAGAGCCCCACAGAGUGUGCGGUGAAGGGCAGCCAGACCAUGAACGUCAUCAGCGCCAUCUUCGCCCUCCUGGGCAUCGUGGCCUUCAUCGUGGACCUCAACCUCAAUGGGCUCUAUCACUCCGGCUUCAACUACUAUGGCUACUUGGUCCUGCUCGCAGGGAACGGGAUCUCCAUCGUGCUGCUCAUCUUCACCAUCCUCGAGUUCUGCAUUGCUGUGGCCACCGCUAACUUCUGGUGCAGGGCCACUCGCCUCAGCUCCAAUGAGUCUAUGCUGAUCGUGCCCAGCACUACACGGGUAGACCUGGCAGCCCCAUCGGCUGAGAUGCCGCAGCCACCCAGCUACACUGAGCUCGCUGCUCCCGAGGUCUAACCCAGGGCUGGUCCAUGAGGACAUCACUGAGGGUCCCAUCUCCAUCCCUGUGCCCACAGCAUCCUCCUCCCGCUGCGCUGCUCCCCAAGCCAGCAAGCACACCCCAGUUCCCCUUCCCAUUACUGGGGGCUUCAGGGGUGGUUCUGCCUAUAGAUACCCUAUUGGGGCUCAUCCGCAUUGGGGUUCAGGACCUUGGUGCUCAUGGAGAGAUCCCAACGUGUGCUGGGAGCCAGAGCAUCGUCCUCAGCUCGGACCCCUCAGCUUCCUUCCUCUUUGGAAUAAAGGCUCUCUCCGG